GGAGGGACGGGCAGCCACACCGGGAGGAGGUUACCGACCAGAGACUCUCAUCUGACAGAAUCACGGAAGUGUCAACCAAACUCACCUCCAGCGGGAAUAAAAGAAACUAUUCUACUUUAUUUGUUUGAAGAAACAUCUUAACGAUCAGUACGAGGAGGAGGUGAAGUGAGUUUCUGUCGGGACUGGACGGUAUGACUGCGGACAGAGAGGAACAGGAAGACGAACUGCUCGCUCUCCACAGUAUCUUUGAUUCGGAUGAAUUCGUCCGGGAUGAGUCGAAGUUUGCCGGAGAAAUCCGAGUGUCUGUCGAGCUGCCGGGAGACUUCACGGUGGUUUUAAAAGAAGGUGAAACACUGAGGCAGUAUGAGAUAUCAUACCUCCCUCCUCUGUGCCUGACCUUUGAACUUCCUGAGGACUACCCAUCCUCCUCCCCUCCCUCUUUCUCCCUCACCUGCAGCUGGCUGACACACACACAGAUCCCUUCAUUAACUGCUCAGCUCAUCGAUCUCUAUCAGGCCACUGGGGGCGCUGUGGUGCUCUUCACCUGGAUACAGUUUCUUAAAGAGGAUGCACUCAAGUUCCUGGACGUCCACUCUCUGCUGGAGCUUCCAUCACACGAGCAAAGCAUCGCACAGGACCUCUCUGCAACAUCCUCCAGAGCUGAGCGUCCAACAGGGAACUUUGCUGAAAGUCUAAAUCCUUCAACAUUAGACAAGAGCAGCAAAGAUUGUCAGGUAGCUGAGGAAUCAGGACAAAAUAACUCAACAUCACACCUCAGCAAAGUCAGGCAGACUGAUCUAAACUCAGACUCUAAUGAGGAGCCUCUGAUCCAAAACACUUUAACUGAUUCUGAUAAAGAUUCCUCUGAUGACAGGGAGGCUGACCAGACAUCUGAAAACUCAGAAUUUAAGGCGGUCUCAGAGCAUCUUCCAUUUGCUCAGUCUGAUCAAAGUAACCAGGAAGACAUCUUCACUGGAGGCGAUUCUUCAGCCUCAUCAUUUCCCUCUUCUAGCUCUCCACACCCACUGGAUCAAACUGGACAAACCCCCUCUGGUCUCUCCCUGACUCCAUCACAAGCCCUCCUGUCCCAGCUCUUGAUCUACAACGCCACCCAGAAACAGAAAGAGUUUUCCACCACCGUCUUUGACUGUGAUAUCUGUUUCGUUGGCUGGCUCGGUUCAGAGUGUGUUCAGCUUCUCGAGUGUGACCACAUCUUCUGCCGGGGCUGUCUCAGCGAGUUCUGUAAGCUCCAGAUAACUGAGGGGAACGUCCGUGGUGUCACCUGUCCUAAUGCAGACUGUCCUGCAACCCCUACACCUGCACAGGUGAAGAGUUUGGUCGGGGAGGAGCUGUUCAGCCGUUAUGAUCGUCUCCUGCUGCAGAAGACUCUGGACUCCAUGUCUGAUGUGACGUACUGUCCUCGGCGUACCUGUGCCGCAGCCGUCAUUCUGGAGAAGUCCAGCAGGGCGGCGGUGUGCUCUGUUUGCAAAUAUGCCUUCUGUGUCGCCUGCAGAAAGACCUAUCAUGGAACGAAGAACUGUCAGGAGCAGAGGAACACAAAGACAGAAGAAACACAUCACCUUAACACACCCCUGCCACACUCAAUAGAGGGAUUGAAGGCUCUGUGGAAGGACUAUGCCACUGGCAGUAAGCAGAGGAAGAAGCUCCUGGAGAGCAGAUAUGGCCGCAGCAGAUUGCUCUUCACUCUGGAGGAGGGUCUGAGUGAGCAGUGGAUCUGUGGCAAUAGCAAGAACUGCCCUCACUGCUUCUGCAAGAUAGAGAAGCAAGGCGGAUGUAACAUGAUGACGUGCUCUCAGUGUGGGCAGAGGUUCUGCUGGGUCUGCCUCGCCAGACUGCAGAGUAUUGGUUCACACUACAGUGAAAGUCCCGAUUGUAGUAUUCUACUAUAAUCCUUCUGCUUUUUCCACCAGCCACACAGGGAAUGAUUGUUCAAAAUGUUUACUUAUUUCGCUGUUUUCAGAUUUGUUUGGCCUUGAAGUGCACUUUUACCAAAACACUCUACUUCACAGCAGAUAACAAGAAACCAUGGAAUAAAACACCUCAACACUAUGGACAUAAAAAAGUAGUUUUGCUAUUGUUUUUUUACAGACAAGCAAACUAAAAUAUGUUUUAAACAAUGGAUGCGUUUCAUUAUGAGUGAUUUUCUAAUGGGACCUUGCAGUCAGCCACCCAAGUUGUCAUAAUGUUUUGUGACCAGCAGAGGGUGCUAAACAACAAGAAUGAGAAAACAGCUUGGUCACGCUCUCCUGUAGCUCAGUUUGGUUUUUAAUAAGAAAUACACUUUGCAUCAAACGGCUUUAUCGUUCACAAUUUAAUAAUCGUGACAUAAAAAUGAAAUGUGUGUGUGAGAUGCAUGUUUGCAGCUUUGGAUGCAGAUGAAUAAUCUAGGACAGAAAACAACCUUAUUGUGCCUUUUUUUUUUCUUCAAACCAAGUCAAAGUGUUCAUGUUAAAGCUUCUCGUUCCCUCUUGGUGUUAUGAGGGUUUCUGAAGGAGCUGUUUUAAUAUUUUAAUACUCAACCUAUGUAUUUGAUUGAUUGGUUAAUCCUUUGCUAUGUAAAACCUGGAAAUAGUUCUCAAAAUUGUUGGGUUGUCUUCAAAAGGCUUGUUUUUUCAAGCAAACGUUUUGAAACAAAAACAUCCCUUGAUAACGCUAAAAAAGAAACCUGAGUAUGUUGCAAAAAUACUCAAAGAAAUAAGGACAAGAAUACAUUAAAAAACACCACUUAAACAUGUAAAGGACAAGAUCAGCAAAGAGAUAAAUUGUACAGCUUUGUCCAUAGGGGGGCGCCAAAAUCAUCACAAACCUUAAGUUCCUUACAGGAGCUUUAAGAGAUUAAAUGUCGCAGUAGCCGUACGCAGAAAGUCGCUGUAUCUUUAAACGUGCUUCGAUGUCGAUACAUUUAUAAAAGAUGAUUUUUAAUAUGUAAUUCACAAUUUACUUGCCCUUCAAGAAUUAAGAAGUGCAAUAGUUUCCUACAGUACUGAUAUUAUUUAGAAAGCUAUGAGACAAUAUUUGGCUGUAAAGUUAAAUGACUGUAUUGUGAAUACAUUGUAAAGACGACCAUAUUCAUUAAACUCCUUUGGGGACUGUAACCAUG
This is a messenger RNA of Labrus bergylta (ballan wrasse), 3121 nucleotides long. Its product is annotated as E3 ubiquitin-protein ligase RNF14. Lineage: Eukaryota; Metazoa; Chordata; Actinopteri; Labriformes; Labridae. The record is from RefSeq and is a predicted model, not a curated record. Gene Ontology annotation, cellular component: ubiquitin ligase complex; cytoplasm. Gene Ontology annotation, biological process: positive regulation of proteasomal ubiquitin-dependent protein catabolic process; protein polyubiquitination; ubiquitin-dependent protein catabolic process. Gene Ontology annotation, molecular function: ubiquitin conjugating enzyme binding; ubiquitin protein ligase activity; zinc ion binding.